This is a messenger RNA of Mercurialis annua (annual mercury), 1700 nucleotides long. RefSeq names its product peroxisome biogenesis protein 12. The record is from RefSeq and is a predicted model, not a curated record. NCBI's taxonomy places the organism in Eukaryota, Viridiplantae, Streptophyta, Magnoliopsida, Malpighiales, Euphorbiaceae. Gene Ontology annotation, cellular component: peroxisomal membrane; peroxisomal importomer complex. The transcript has 10 exons. Gene Ontology annotation, molecular function: zinc ion binding; protein binding; ubiquitin-protein transferase activity. Bases 119 to 1300 code for a protein of 393 amino acids. Gene Ontology annotation, biological process: protein import into peroxisome matrix; protein monoubiquitination.
AAACAAAUAUUGCAAAGAUAAGAACUUUAAUAAGAGAACUACAGUGAAGAAGAAGAUCAAACUCAAAACCACCAAAAUUUAAUCAACAACGAAAAACCAAGAAUCAAAAAAAAUUAAAAUGUUGUUUCAGGUAGGAGGGCAAGGGACACGGCCUACCUUCUUCGAGAUGGCCGCCGCUCAGCAACUUCCGGCGAGCCUCCGUGCAGCUUUAACCUACUCCACCGGCGUACUGGCAUUAAGAAGACCUGUACUGCAUAGAGUGUUGGACUAUGAAGAUGAGUUCUUUGCUUUGCUUAUGUUGGUGCUUGAGACACACAGUUUACGAACUACAGAGGCUUCUUUUUCUGAAUCUUUGUAUGGAUUGCGGAGAAGAGCAGUGACGAUAAGAGCAAAGAAGAUUGAUGCUCGUCUGAACACUGGGGAUGGGAUUGAGCUCUCUGGAUUAAAAAAGCGCCAAAGGAUUCUUUCAGUUGUAUUCCUGGUUGUGUUGCCUUAUUGUAAGUCAAAGCUGCACUCGGUAUAUAACAAAGAAAGGGAAGCCAGGCUUCAAGCAAGUUUAUGGGGAGAUGAUGCCGGAACAUUAGAAGAUAAUGGCUCUUUUGAUAGAGAUGAUGGUUCUCUUGUUUCUAGAGGAAGUACGGAGUCGGAAACAACAAUGAGAACACGCCUGACAAAGAGAAUACAAAAGAUUAUUUUUGCUUGCUACCCAUGGUUACAUGCUACUAGUGAAGGAUUGUCAUUCACUUAUCAACUCUUAUAUCUGCUUGAUGCUACUGGGUUCUAUUCUUUUGGAUUACAUGCGCUUGGGAUUCAUGUUUGCCGAGCAACAGGGCAGGAACUGAUGGAUACUUCUUCUCGAAUUUCAAAAAUAAGAAGCCGCGAACGAGAGAGACUUCGUGGCCCUCCAUGGCUGAAGACAUUACAAGGAGCAUUACUCAGGUGUACGUAUACAGUUCUUGACUAUUCACAAACUGGUCUAAUUGCAGCAGUCUUCUUUUUUAAAAUGAUGGAAUGGUGGUACCAAUCUGCUGAGGAAAGAAUGUCGGCUCCAACUGUGUAUCCACCGCCACCACCCCCUCCACCCCCUAAGGUUGCCAAAGAGGGAAUUCCACUUCCACCUGAUAGAACAAUGUGUCCAUUGUGCUCUCAGAAGCGUGCAAAUCCUUCUGUGGUUACAGUAUCGGGGUUGGUCUUCUGUUACACUUGCGUCUUUAAAUAUGUGUCUCAGUACAACCGCUGUCCUGUCACAUUGAUGCCUGCAACUACUGACCAGAUACGAAGACUUUUCCAUGAUAUGUAGGGAGGGAACUUAUAGAGUAUAUGGCAAUUCAUUUCGCGUCUGAAUGAUUCAACGCAGACAAUGAUGCUCAAAUUCAGGCAUCAAUUUGAACCUGAAUUCAAGUAAUAACAGGAUCAUGUGACAUAGACGGACGCUUUGGGAGGUUACUGUCACCAUAUUCUUGAACAUGUACGAUACAGAGUGUUUCUUUUUUUUUUAUUAAUAAAUUCACACGAUAGUUAGGCUAGUCUUUAAAAUGGAAAGAUGUUUUCCGAGAGAAAAAAAGAAGCAUCAUUAUCUCGCAAUCUCUUAUUUUCCCACUUUCGUCCCGUUUAGUUUCACACAUUAAGAAAGUUUAGUUGAUGUAUAAAUGAUAUAUUAUAUUUAACUAUAAUACUCCAUUGAAAGGCUCUUUCAAAUA